This is a messenger RNA of Microthlaspi erraticum, 315 nucleotides long. The record is from the annotation of a GenBank genome assembly. NCBI's taxonomy places the organism in Eukaryota, Viridiplantae, Streptophyta, Magnoliopsida, Brassicales, Brassicaceae.
AUGGGUGACCUUCCGGGAAGUGGUUUCCGAAACCGUGUGAGUGAGACCAAAUCACGGGGAAAGAACUUGGGCUCGUGUGUUGUGGCUGCUGCGCGGUGGUUCGUCGUGUUUAUCGUCGUCAUUGCUACAGUUCAUCUUCUUCAAUCCGUUUUCCCCUCUUUUCAACCUAGAAUCGAGAUAUUGAUCGAUCUCUGUGUUUCAGGAAUCGGUGUCGAGCGACACAAAGCUUGUGUUGGUCGACACCAGAAGGUUUGUGUCGGAGCACACAAAGCGUGUGUCGGUCGACACAGACCGGUUAAUUCCGGUUUAAAUUGA